CCAAACACAGACUCUCAGUGAGCUCACUGUUUCUCUGUUACUGCUACUCUGUUACACGACACACUGACAUACUGACAUACAGCAGACGGCAGCUGCACACAGGAACUUCAGCAAGAAACUCAAAGUUGACGGAUUUAUUUAACAACGGUUUCAUUUCCUCUUCGCGCUGUCUUUUGACAGUAUCUUCAUUGGGAGCGUUUGUCGAUACUGACACUAGGGCUGCUUAGAAGGCGUUGUUAUUCCAUUGGAAUACAUUUGCAGGAUGGCAGAAACUGACGCAAGUCCUUUUGCGAACUGUUUGGAGAAACUCAAGAACUAUGUGCGGACUCGCAAAGGAACGAUCCUGGCCGCUGAAAUACUCAUCAGCUUCAUCAUCAUUAUCUGUUACGCUGCAUCAAUGUAUGGAGGAUAUUCAGCAGUUGCCAUCUGUGAAAUGGUCUUUGCCAUCAUCUUCUUCGUUAUCUUCAUGAUGGAGCUGGACAAACAGUUCCUGGUCGUGAACUGGCCCUGGAGUGAUAUGUUCCGCGCUGGGAUUGGUGCACUCCUGUAUCUUAUUACCUCUCUGAUCUGUGUGAUUGGCGGUUCAGGUGAUGGGGCUCGAAUCGCUGGUGGUGUGUUUGGUCUGCUGGCUGGGAUCUUGUUUGGGUAUGAUGCCUAUACAAUCUUCAUGGGCAUCAAGAGCAACAGACAGAAUACAGCUGCUGCUGCAGAUGGCACAGCUUGAAAACUACUUCCCUCACUACAACAUUAACAGCAACCAAAACAUGGAGAAACAUUAAAAAAAUGGCUAAAUGGGAGAAUCCCAGAGUGUUCGCAAAGAUACCAUAUGACUCAACAAUAACAGCUGAAGACCCGAGGAGUGCAAAAGGAUGAAAAUAUUACAUGAAAAAGACUGAAGUUUAUGUAAAAAAGGGGUUGAGUGAUCAAGAAGUACUGUAAGAUUAAUGCAAAGCAGGUAAAGAAGCCUUCAUGACAUAUUUGAAGGAACAGAAAGGAACAGAAAGUUGUUGGCAUCCAAAGAUUUAUUACAAUUGUCUUGGUCAGAGGGCUUUAGUCACCACACAUUUUUGUCACCUUUUUGGUUACAAAAAACUACAACAUAUUGUAAGAUGUAGUGCUAAUUGAUUCCCAUUCAGGAGAACUUUCAGCCAUAGUUUGUAACUGUAACUAAUUUAUAAUAACUAUUGGUUAUGUUGUGUUUUGUGCCUACAAUAUACAUUUGUUUUGAAAAAAAUGUUUUUAAGGAGGAUUGGGUUCAGUUCCAGUUCAAUUUAGCCAGUUUAUAGAUAUAGUAUAUUCAACUCAGGUUCUGACCAGACUAUAACUUGAAAAUUUGAUUUAAGAUUAUUUAAAUUGAAAAGGAACUGAUCUCAAACAUACAAGCGAGUUCACACAUCUAUCUGUUAGUACAAUAUGUUCAUUUUUCAUCUUUCUUCCGUUUUGCCAUGUAACCUGUUACCUCAAAGGUUGCUCACUUUCUUUAUGUCAUAAGUGUUCUUUUUUAUUAUAAUAAUAAACUGAGUCAUAUAUUGGAUAUGUCUUUGUCUUUUGG
Molecule: messenger RNA, 1552 nt
Organism: Xyrauchen texanus (razorback sucker)
Lineage: Eukaryota; Metazoa; Chordata; Actinopteri; Cypriniformes; Catostomidae
Product: proteolipid protein 2-like
Exons: 5
Coding region: 263-724 (153 amino acids)
Cellular component (GO): membrane
Source: RefSeq, a predicted model, not a curated record